UAUGCUAUCGUUCACAAAGCUAUGUGCUCCACCACCGGUUAUGAUCAUCUGGUUAGCGUACAUCUUAUAAUAAACUCGGAAACCAGUGGUUGGAAGCAACGAAGAGGAGAUGGCGGCGGCGUCCAAAACUUUGAAUCUAUCGUCCUCAACUUCGCCCAUUUCAUCUUCUUUCCUCUCUCCAACUCUUAGGAAUCUCAAGCGCUCCAACCUCUCUUUCCUUUUGUCUCGUUCUGCGUCCAACAACGCCUCUUUCAGUAUCAGAGCGACUUCCUUAUCAUCGCCGACCACUCACAUAACAGCCACCUCUACAUCCCAGUCGGAGUCUCCCGAUCGCUUCCGGGUGGACAUUCUUUCUGAGUCGCUUCCCUACAUCCAGAAAUUCAGAGGUAAAACCAUCGUCGUCAAGUAUGGCGGUGCCGCUAUGAAGGUUCCUGAGCUCAAGGCUUCUGUUGUCAGUGAUCUUGUCCUCCUCUCUUGUGUUGGCCUCCGUCCUGUACUUGUCCACGGUGGAGGGCCGGAGAUCAACCACUGGCUUCAACUCCUCAACAUACAACCUCUCUUCCACGAGGGCCUACGAGUCACUGAUGCUAAGACGAUGGAAAUCGUGUCUAUGGUCUUGGUUGGUAAGGUUAAUAAGGAUUUAGUUUCUCUCAUUAACAAGGCUGGUGCUACUGCCGUUGGGCUUUCUGGUAUGGACGGGCGCCUUCUCAUGGCUCGACCUACCCCCAAUUCAGCCCACUUGGGUUUCGUCGGAGAAGUCAGCCGUGUUGAUUCCACCAUCCUACAGCCACUCGUUGACAAUGGUCACAUCCCAGUGAUUGCCUCCGUGGCGGCCGAUGAGUCUGGCCAAUCAUACAAUAUCAAUGCCGACACGGUGGCUGGGGAAUUAGCGGCUGCCUUGGGGGCUGAGAAGCUUAUUCUGUUGACGGAUGUGGCGGGCAUACUGGAAAAUCGGGAUGACCCAAAGAGUUUGGUGAAAGAGAUUGAUAUAAAGGGGGUGAAGAAGAUGAUAGCAGAAAAGAAGGUUGCCGGUGGAAUGAUUCCAAAGGUCAAUUGUUGCGUACGGUCACUUGCUCAAGGUGUGAGAACUGCUAGUAUCAUUGAUGGGCGAGUUCACCACUCUUUGCUCCAUGAGAUUAUGUCAGAGGAAGGCAUUGGAACAAUGAUUACUGGGUAACAUGUAGCCACUCUGCUUUGUAUUGGCAUCUCCUCAUUGUUGUUAUUGCAUUUUUGACUUAGAUGAAUGAAUUACUGAUUAUUCUCUA
This is a messenger RNA of Manihot esculenta (cassava), 1265 nucleotides long. Its product is annotated as acetylglutamate kinase, chloroplastic. Gene Ontology annotation, cellular component: cytoplasm; chloroplast thylakoid. Gene Ontology annotation, biological process: L-arginine biosynthetic process. Gene Ontology annotation, molecular function: acetylglutamate kinase activity; ATP binding; arginine binding. The transcript has a single exon. NCBI's taxonomy places the organism in Eukaryota, Viridiplantae, Streptophyta, Magnoliopsida, Malpighiales, Euphorbiaceae. Bases 110 to 1177 code for a protein of 355 amino acids. The record is from RefSeq and is a predicted model, not a curated record.